AUGGACUUGCCCCCGGCGUAUCCUGAGCCCAGCUUGGAGGCGCAUGCGCGCACUCCUACUCCCCCUUCGGCGCCGAAGCUCACGCCGGCGCAGAUUGGAGAGCAGUAUCGGGCGGAGUUAUACGCCCAGUGCGCGCAAGGCGAGCACGAUCCGACGCGGAAACAUGGCGUCUGUGGUAUCAUUACGGCCGUGUUACUCUUCCCCCUCGGCAUCAUCUGUCUCUUCUUGGACACAGAGAAGCGAUGCGCACGUUGUGGCGUCAAAGUGAAGAAGCCCAAGAAGGAGAAGAAGCCGAAGGAGCCCAAGGAGCCCAAGAGUGAUGCUGCACAGUAG
Schizophyllum commune H4-8 is the source of this 333-nucleotide messenger RNA. RefSeq lists its product as uncharacterized. The record is from RefSeq and is a predicted model, not a curated record. The transcript has 3 exons. Lineage: Eukaryota; Fungi; Basidiomycota; Agaricomycetes; Agaricales; Schizophyllaceae. Bases 1 to 333 code for a protein of 110 amino acids.